Messenger RNA from Cornus florida, 534 nucleotides. Its product is annotated as receptor-like protein EIX2. The transcript is spliced from 2 exons. Gene Ontology annotation, molecular function: protein binding. Bases 1 to 534 code for a protein of 177 amino acids. The record is from RefSeq and is a predicted model, not a curated record. NCBI's taxonomy places the organism in Eukaryota, Viridiplantae, Streptophyta, Magnoliopsida, Cornales, Cornaceae.
AUGGUUGACUUGGUCAAAAAGUGCCUGAGCGAUCGUUCGCUCAAGGGAGCGAUCGUUCACUCAGGGCCAGUGAACAGUGGAUUUGCUGCAAGGAAAGGGAAAGAAAGUGAGUACAAAAAUAAUUUAGCACUAAUAAGAGGCAUUGAACAUUCUGGCAAUAGAUUAGUUAGAAAAAUUCCUGAAGAAAUCUCGAGUCUUGCAAAAUUGAAUUAUUUAAACUUAUCGAGAAAUGAAUUGAAUGGACAUGUCAUUCAAAAUAUUGGUGAGUUGAAAAUGCUAGAAUCUCUCGACUUGUCUAGAAAUCAGUUUUCUUGUGAGAUUCCUACAGGCAUCACUCGUUUAGAUUUUCUUACUAUCUUGGAUUUGUCAAAUAACAACUUGUUUGGAAAAAUUCCAUCAAGCACUCAAUUGCAGAGCUUUGAUGCCUCUGCAUAUUUUGGAAAUGAUGAACUUUGCGGGCUUCCACUUCCAAAUAAGUGCUCUAGAGAUGAAACAGCUCUGGAACCUUCUAUCGGUGAAAAUGAUAUCAUUUAA